CCAUAUGGGACAAAACGUAGUGUGAACCCAGCCUAAGUGUUACUGCUGUGGAAAAUGUGCAGGACCUCCAUUCCCAUGUGUUCCUUCCUGACUUGAGCCCUGGGGGCACCCUUACCAAUGAUUGGCACUUGGGAAUUGGCACUAGGGAAGGAGGGGGUUAUUAACUCUAUAUAAGUGUGUAUGGUUCAUGGAGGAAAGUUAUCAAAUCUUGUUUAUGCAAAGAAUCAGUGGAGUCAUUGCCCGAAGCAACCAAUGACAGGGCUUCUUUAAUUAUAAUUUAAAUAAAAUAAAUGUAAUUGUUUGCUAUGUGCAACUCCCGCACUUCUCCUUUGCAUAUAUGAAGGUGACUUGUCACAUGUAACCACAUGACUGCACAGGCCGCACCAUGCUCUCCCUGCUCCGCAGACCUCUGCUCUUUGUCCCCCGCUCCGGUCGCACCAUGUCCGGGGUGUCUCUGCGGGUGUCCCCGGGCCGCUGUCUCUAUGACGAGCCUCUGCAGCUCCAGGUCCGCGGUCUGAGCCCCGGGCAGGACGUCAGUCUCCGCACCGCUCUGACCGAUGAGGCCGGGGAACUGUUCACCUCCGUGGCUCUGUACCGGGCGGACAGCGGCGGGGAGCUGGAGCUGAGCCGGAGCCCGGCCCUGGAAGGCGGCAGCUACACCGGAGUGGAGCCGGAGGGGCCCCUGUGGUCCCUGGAGCCCCAGACUCCCCUCAGGCGGCUGCUGAAGAAGGACGUGCGGAGCCCCUUCCAGCUGCGCUUCUCCCUGCACCAGGCCCACUGCCCGCCCGGGGCUCUGCUGGCUGCUGCCGCCCAGGACAGGAGCUUCAUGGGGGAAGGAGUGACCCGGGAGCCGGUGCGGGAGGGACGGGUGCGGGGGAGCCUCUUCCUGCCGCCCGGUCCCGGUCCAUUUCCAGGAAUUAUUGAGGUUUCAGGUACAGGCGGAGGCCUCCUCGAAUACAAGGCAAGCCUGUUGGCCAGUAGAGGCUUUGCCACGCUGGCAUUAGCUUACUAUAACUAUGAAGAUCUACCUAAAAAAAUGAAGGAGUUUCGUCUGGAAUACUUUGAAGAAGCAGUGAACUAUAUGCUGCAGCAUCCUCAGGUGAAGGGUCCAGGAAUAGGUCUGUUUGGCCAUUCUAAAGGGGGAGACUUAGUCCUGUCUAUGGCCUCUUUCCUUAAAGGCAUCACUGCGACGGCUGUUGUAAAUGGCUCAGUGGCUAAUUCUGUAGCUGACCUUCACUAUAAGGACAAUACUCUGCUUCCUAUUGGCUAUGAUGUUAAUAAGGUGAAAUACCCACAACCUGGAGUCUGUGAUAUCAGGGAUGUAUUUUAUAAUCCUUUAGAAGAAGCUAACCGCAAGAGCCUUAUACCUGUUGGAAAAGCCGACUGCAAGUUUCUGUUUAUUGUGGGCGAGGAUGACCGGAAUUGGAAAAGUGACUUCCAUGCCCAAACAGCAUGCCAGCUUCUGGAAGCCGAAGGGAAAGAAAAGCCAGAAGUUGUGUAUUAUCCUAAAGCUGGCCAUUACAUUGAGCCGCCAUAUUUCCCCUUGUGUCAAAUAUCUAUGCAUGUGCUUGUUGGUUUCCCUGUGGUUUGGGGAGGGGAACCGAAGGCUCAUGCACUGGCACAAGUGGACUCAUGGCAAAGAAUUCAGGCAUUCUUCCACAAACAUCUUAACCAAAAACAUGUCCUGGAGAGUAAACUGUGAGCAUAUUUUGCUACGAAAGACUAAAAGAGGUACUCCAAUGGAAAAGAAUUGAUAUAAAAAAAAAUUUGUGUUUUCCACUGCAGUACCCCUCUAAGGGUGACUAAAAACGUGACAACUGUGUUGCACAAUUUUCUGCAACUGAAAACUAAGGUGGAUAGACUUCGCAGUGGGAGAAUCGUCUCUUACUUUCCAAGACCUUGUGGUCUUUUUGACCACUCCCCUCUUAUGGUGGUCCUUACCUUGGCCAAUAGUUUUGGUAUGUUCAGUUCACUAUAGAAAUGACAUCCUAUUUGGCUUUAGGUGAUCCAUACUGCCAGAACCGUGCCUACUGACCUUUCUUCUUUUUAUGAGAUUAAUUGUAUUACAGAAUCUGCAGGGAUUGUAUGGGAUGUCAAGAAUCUGCUCAUCUGGGAGAUUUCUACUCAUAAGGCAAAAAAUAAAGCGAUCCGGCUGGCUAUACACGGGAGGUUGGUGCAAACCAAGAGGGAGUUUAUACAUAACCUAUCUGAAGUCACAAAUAGGAAAUGGGUUGAGGCACAAUCUCUCUAUAUAAAAACAUUUGGAGCUUCAGGUGGACAAUAAAAGGUCCUGUGAAACAGCAAAAGUACUUUGAGAGUUGGGAGAGGACAGGUCGUCUCUUAGCUCAGGUUGCUAGGAUACAGCAGGGCUCCUUGUUUAUAACUACCUUACGUACUGAUGGAGGUAGGUAAAAUCAGACUAUACUGCCCUUUUGGAGUUCCUUGUAUCUUAUUAGGGAAAGAGGUACUGCCAUUCGAGUUGCUAUCUUUCCUCUGUUGCUGUUCCUCAACUAUUCCCUAAACCUCACGACUUAUUAGGACAUUCCCUGUCGGUGAAAAGAUUUAAAAAGCAGCUCUUAAUGCUUUCCCUAAAAAAUAAUCCCUUGGAGUGGAUGGGCUCCCCUAUGAGUUCUUUUUUCAGGCAUACGAGGAGUUUUUAUGGGCUCCUUUACAUGAGGUCUGUAAUGCAGCACAGGAGGGGGGUAGACUUUCGCGCUCUAUGUCGGAGGUGAUUAUAGUCUUCAUACCUAAACCUGAUAAAGAUUUGUAGUCGGCACGGUCAAGGCCAAUUGCAGAAAUUAAACUCCUUGCUAAGGUCCAAGCCAUUUGUUUACUUCAGGUUAUACUGUCCAUGAUGCACAGCAACUAAACUAGCUUUAUUCCAGGAAACGCCCACUACCUAUGGUGUGUCCUAAGGCGGGUGAGUUUUGGUCAAAUUUAAAUUUCUUGGGAUGCAACUUUAUGCUAAUUCCAGGGCAAAAAUCCCUCUAAAUGGACUGCUUUCUGACUGUUGUCCACUAGAAAAGGCAACCCGGUAAGGCUGCCCCUUUUCCUUUUUGUCCCUGAGCUGUUCCUUCUGACUAUCAGUUUAGUUAUAGUCAGGUAGAGGAGCAUAUUGCUCUUUAUGCUGAGGACAUCCUCCUGUUUAUGGGUGAUGUUGCUGCCUUCUUUUUAUGCAGCUCAUGGAGGACUUCGGUAGGUACUCAGGCCUACUUAUUAUUUGGCAUAAAUCUGUCCUCUUUCUUAGACCCUGCUGCCUUUUCUGCUGGGAAUCUCCACAUUGGGUCUCCCGGUUUUCUCCUAGUUUCAAUAUUUUGAGGUAGAGAUGACUGAAGGGGCGCAUAGAUAUUUAGAUUAAAUAAGGUCCCAUUAUUAAACAGUUUCUAAGAAAGUUAGGACUUGGAGAAAACUCCCGCUGUCCCUGAUAGGCUGGUCCAAUCUUAUUAAAAUUAUUUUGAUGCCUUACAUUUUUUGUAUUUUCUUCAUACCUG
Messenger RNA from Hyla sarda, 3491 nucleotides. RefSeq names its product acyl-coenzyme A thioesterase 1-like. Lineage: Eukaryota; Metazoa; Chordata; Amphibia; Anura; Hylidae. Bases 386 to 1702 code for a protein of 438 amino acids. The transcript is spliced from 3 exons. Gene Ontology annotation, molecular function: fatty acyl-CoA hydrolase activity. Gene Ontology annotation, biological process: acyl-CoA metabolic process; fatty acid metabolic process. The record is from RefSeq and is a predicted model, not a curated record.